This is a messenger RNA of Macrosteles quadrilineatus (aster leafhopper), 1479 nucleotides long. RefSeq lists its product as uncharacterized. The coding region runs from base 444 to 920 and encodes 158 amino acids. The record is from RefSeq and is a predicted model, not a curated record. NCBI's taxonomy places the organism in Eukaryota, Metazoa, Arthropoda, Insecta, Hemiptera, Cicadellidae. The transcript is spliced from 2 exons.
UUGUUUGGUGAAUUUAGUUCAAGCCUCAUUUCCAUCUUGGGCAGAAAUUGUUUCAAGAACAAGAUUUUGUCUGGGGGAAAACGCUCACAUAUUUCAACAUCUCAAAUUAUAAGGACCGACGAUGUUUGUUACCUUCAAAACAAAUUUCCUCAGUCGAGUCUUCAAACCAAACCGAUUCUUCAACUUCUUUUGUGGCUACUACCGAAAAUGAAAUUUCAGAAACUGCUAGCAAUGAAUUAACAAAAUAUGACUUUCCGGAAAGAAUAACCAAUGUUACAGAUAUUUUAAAGGAAAAUAAUACAACUGGUACAACAGAUCUAUCGGAUAGUAACAAUAACCAAACACGUCAAACAUGGCUUCCAAGUGAGUUUAAAACAGGAUCAGAAGAUGAGUCUGAAGACACAUCACUGGACGAGUCAACUCAGAACUCGUUACUUGACAGUAUGUCGUACUUUAUAGACAGCAACAAUGAAGUCAGACAAUUGGUCAAAAGAUUUGUCUCAAACGAUUCUACCAGUGAUUCUCUAUCCAUCUCUUCAAUAUCACUUGACGGAAUGAACCACACAUUCCAGCAAGAUGAGUUUUCCAAUUCCUCAAGCGAAAGUGGAAAAGAAUCUGAGUUACAAAUUGAUAAUACUAAAGUUAGCGAAAGUUCUGAAAGUGCGUCCAAAUCUGGUGAAGUUUACGAUGCAAAUGAAACAGGUUUAGAACAAAUGGUGGAAAAUACUACUGCGGCAAAACAAAGGUAUGUUUCUACAAAGACACAAAUAGUAGAGUCAGAAGGAGAUUGGCAUUCUUCUGACAUGAAACCUGACUCUCGACAAAAUGUGUUCAAGAUUGUUACAGUUCCGCCUCCACAAUGGUUUCAAACGGGUGCUGAAGUGGUUAAGCUCAAUCUCUCAUCUGAAAUCAGUGAAUAAUAAUGAAUGGUGUUCAUUAACAAAAUUAAGUAACUGUCUAGUUCAUCAACUCAUUUAACAAAAAUUCUCGGGCCUGUUUCUUCCUUUCUUGGUUGUCUAAACUAUGAUCUAGUAUUUUUGAUACUAUACAUACUGUACCAGACAUAAAGAAUGUUCUAAUUCUGCUAGAGGCAGCCUUAAGUGUAAUAAAUAAAGUGACUAACGUGAACAUUGUUAACAAUAAAAAUGAAAAUGUAGAUCUCUGAGAAACCGUGCUCAACCGAAGAACAUUGGAGGUUCCCUUAAUUGUAUGGUUCCUGAACUGGGCCACAAAAAUCCACUGUUAAUAGUGUAAAUAGUACCUAUUUGAACUACAAAGUUUAGUUUAAGUUUUCUUCCUUCCUUCUAUAAAAUGUUUAUAAGAAGAGGAUGUGAUUACAGUAAAUAUCCAGGAUUCUAUCUCUGGCUGCGCCUUUGUAAUGCAGAAUAAGAUGGUGAAGUGUUAAAAACAACAGUGAACAAAAAAAAGUGAUAUGAUAUUCUCUUGCUAUGUAAACACUAUGUGCCUUCUAGAUAAAAG